GGCGACCGGGGAGCCAUGACCGGCCGGGACGCACUCUGCGACGGGCGUGCCAAGAGCGGGCUGCCGGUGCCCGGCGGCUCUCCCGCUGGCCCGCGCCCCCGGGGCUUCGCCAUCACCGACCUGCUGGGCCUGGAGGCUGAGCUGCCCGCGCCCGCUGGCCCCGGGCCGGGAUCGGGCUGCGAGGGUCCCGCGGCCGCCGCCCGCCGGGGUCCCGGGCGCGGGGACUCCUGCCUGGUCCGCGGGACCCUCCCGCUAGGGCUCGGCCUUCUCUGCGGCUGCGGCGCGCAGCCACCCGCCUGCCGGGCACCGCGCCUGCUUCUAGCCGACGUACCCUUCCUGCCGCCCGGGGGGCCCGAGCCCGCAGCCCCGCGAGCCCCCGCCCGCCCGCCGUCCCCGCUCGGCAGCUGGAGGAGCAGCGAGAGCGUCGCCGCAUCCGAUGAGGACAGCCCACCUGAAGGCAGAAGGGAUCCUAAGGCGUCCCCUGCCCCCGGCAAGAGGAAGAAGCGGAGGCACAGGACCGUCUUCACCGCCCACCAGCUGGAGUUGCUGGAGAAGGCAUUCGGUGAGGCACACUACCCUGACGUGUACGCCCGGGAAAUGCUGGCUGUGAAAACCAAGCUCCCUGAAGACCGAAUUCAGGUCUGGUUCCAAAACCGGAGGGCCAAGUGGCGGAAGCGGGAGAAGCGCUGGGGCGGCAGCAGCGUGAUGGCCGAGUACGGGCUCUACGGGGCCAUGGUGCGCCACUGCAUCCCGCUGCCCGACGGCGCGCUCGACCCCGCGCACGGCGGCCCGCGUGGCUCCUGCGCGCCCUGGCUCCUGGGGAUGCAUAAAAAAUCCACAGGGAUCAUAAGCAAACCAGGGAACGAACGAACACUGGCGGGACUCUGGGGCUCUGCCCACACAAAGGAAGGUUCUAGCCCAACUAAGGUGGGAUCCCAGAGAGACUCAGAUGAAGCCCACCCUGAGAAGGGCUGGGAGGACGUGGCCAUCGAUCUCUCCAGCGCCUCGCAGCAGGAGACCAAGAACCUGGGCCAGGGCGCCCCUGCCGGAGGGCGCUCAGGUCCCCGGGACCCAGAGGCGCUGCAGCCUGGGAAGCAGAUGAGAAGCUGGGCUGCAGAGAAAUGACGUGAACUUGCUAAGCUGAUUCUCACCUUUGUAAGACUGAUCCAGAGAAGCUCAAACACCCUUGCAAGGUGGACAUUCGCUCUGCACCAUGCCAACACUUCGAUAAGGCUGCAGUAAUUAGGCCUGCAUAGUAUUGGCUUUGGGGGAGAUGGACAGACCCACACCUCAGAGCAGACAGCAGGACCCAGACACGGGCGCACAGGUGCAAGGCUGGCCACGAGGAAAGGGGAGACUUUUUGGUGAAUUAUUCAGACAACUGUUCACCCAUAUGCGGAAAAAAGAAGUUGGACCUCAGUUUUAUACCUUACAGGAAAACACUUCCAGGUGGGUUAGACAUAAAUGUGAAAGGCAAAACUCUAAAGGUUUACAUGUUUGGGUUUAGAAGAUGCUCCAGGUACCUCAAAACUGUGGCUUAAAACAAGCAUUUUGUUUUGCUUAUAAUUUUGUGGGUCUGUUUUCAGCUGGUUUACCAAGCCACAGUCCUCUUUCUCCAUCUACCUAUCUAUUAUCUAUCUAUG
Manis pentadactyla (Chinese pangolin) is the source of this 1643-nucleotide messenger RNA. RefSeq names its product visual system homeobox 1 (gene VSX1). NCBI's taxonomy places the organism in Eukaryota, Metazoa, Chordata, Mammalia, Pholidota, Manidae. Gene Ontology annotation, molecular function: DNA-binding transcription factor activity, RNA polymerase II-specific; transcription cis-regulatory region binding. Bases 16 to 1125 code for a protein of 369 amino acids. Gene Ontology annotation, biological process: regulation of transcription by RNA polymerase II. The record is from RefSeq and is a predicted model, not a curated record. Gene Ontology annotation, cellular component: nucleus. The transcript has 6 exons.